UGGCCAUAAUUUUUGUGAUUGGAGCAUAUUUACUACAAUUUAGUAUGAACUAACUUUGGUGUUAAGAGCAAUCGAUGUGUAUCGAUAUCAUCUUCGUCUUAUCAGUAACGAUACAGCGCCAGUCCAUACGCAAACGAACUUUCUGGAUUGGAUCCCAGGGUCUUCCUCUACAAUUUGGCGACCCGUCCGCUGCAGAAAUGACCAUUGAUCGACGGCGGAAAUGUUCGUUCACGCCCACGCCCGAAUCAAACGCUGACCUUCAGCUUCGAAACGAAGGACUUGUGUACCCUACGGUUUGCCACAAAGAUAGGACGGAGUCCUAUCUAAGCAUUACCGAGGCGCAUUCGAGACACACCGAGUCCUGUCCCAGCCAAACAGACUCGUAUACCAGCAGGACCGAAGCGCACCCCUCGGAAGACCCGAAACUAAGAAGCCAUCGUCAUCCUUCCAUCUGGCCAUCGACAAUAAACACUUUGAGGGAGGGGCUUCGCGGGCUUCUAGAUAGAUAACGUUACUGUUAGGCUUAGGGAUAUACGCGUCCAAAUAUUUAGAUAGUAGAUAUAAAUUGUUUAUUUAUUUAUACGAAGCUAAGUUAUGAUGAAUAAAAUUA
Messenger RNA from Drosophila miranda, 610 nucleotides. RefSeq lists its product as uncharacterized. NCBI's taxonomy places the organism in Eukaryota, Metazoa, Arthropoda, Insecta, Diptera, Drosophilidae. The transcript is spliced from 2 exons. Bases 75 to 509 code for a protein of 144 amino acids. The record is from RefSeq and is a predicted model, not a curated record.